Microtus ochrogaster (prairie vole) is the source of this 3271-nucleotide messenger RNA. RefSeq names its product HEAT repeat containing 4 (gene Heatr4). The transcript has 17 exons. The record is from RefSeq and is a predicted model, not a curated record. NCBI's taxonomy places the organism in Eukaryota, Metazoa, Chordata, Mammalia, Rodentia, Cricetidae. Gene Ontology annotation, molecular function: oxidoreductase activity; protein binding. Bases 116 to 3136 code for a protein of 1006 amino acids.
UGUUCGCAGGACAGCGAGAAGCGAGGCCACCAUUUUGCUUCUUCACUUCAGCCCUCAGUUUCUUGGGGCCCUGCUUGUGAACCAGCUGUGUGGACAGGAGGAUCUGAAACAAAACAUGACCAAGCCCAGAAAGAAAAAGGCUUACUCCAUUCGGUGCCUUGAGCCGCAGCUCCCUCGGCUGGGAUGGGGCAUGACCUUCCUCUACUGGAAACCGGAAGACCAGGUGGAGUGUACCUCCAUCUCCAGAGUGCCACCUGUCUUACCCUUCAGCCCACAGCACUGCGAGCAUGUCAAGGACCAGUAUGUGAAAAAGGCAGCUGCCGACCUUUCCUUCUCUGAGGACGUGGGGUGGCAGCGGGGACUGCCCAGCAUGCCUUUCAAUCAGUACAGUUUUGAGCACGUCUACAACACGGAUGAUAUCAUUCCACCACUCCAGGCCAAGAAGACCCACACUGAGAAACCUGCCUGCACCAGGGCUCUGCAUGCCUCAGAGCUCUUGGCAGGAGACAUCCCCCAUUCUGUGAAGACACGAAGCCCUGUGGGUUCUAAAAAGAUACCCAAAAAACCAAAGCCCAAAGGCCUGGACCAGAAAGCAUCUCCCCCACGUCCCCGCUAUUCCCGCUUGAAGCCAGAUAUGCUGGAACUGUCACCCUCUCCGGAUGAGAGUCUGGAGGAAAGGGAAACCUGGCUUCCACCUGGGGAGAAGGAAGCCAGAGGCUGGGAAGCCAUCGUGCUGGAGAAGCUAGACAAGCGCACAGCGCGAUGGAUCCAGAACAAGCGUCCUCCGAGGCCUGGGCAGUCGCCUAACAAAUGGCAGAGCUUUUUGCGCCACCAAUACGACUGGAGCCAUAUUCGGGAUGAGCUCACUUCAGAGAGUGAUCUGGAGCUCCUCAAAAAGCUGGAGGCAGAAGAAACAGCGGAAUUUGAGGGUGAAAAUGUGACCCCUCCCCCCAAGGAAGUAAAGAAGCCUGAGCUGCUGCUUCCUGUUUUCUACAGAUUACCUGGUUACUCCUCCCCACAAGUACAGACAGUUGAAAUACUGCCUGGCAACAACAUGACGGCCGAGGGGAUCAAAGAAGAGAGAAGCAACUUCCAGCCUCCACCUCAGAACCCCUUCCGGCAGGUGAACCCCAAAGCUGGAGAGUUUGCUUACUCUACAGACAACACCUUUGAGCAAGAGAUUUACUUUGACGGAGUGAAGAUUGUUCACCAGAUUGGUGGGAGGAAUGACCAAAUUGUCUUGGAAAACCUCAAUCGGUAUGACAAGCACCUAACUAAGAUCUUCCCGGAAACCCCUGAAAAGUGGAGCUUCCAGCCUGUCCCUGAAAUACCUUACAAGCUCAGGAAAGGAGCCCAGCGUUGGAUUGCUCUGCCCACCCAGGUCAAGGGCCUUCUGCUGCAGGUGGGUGAGAAGGACACUCCUGUCAAAACUAGGAGAGUGAAGAAGCAGACCCAAGCCGUGAAGGAGGAUGUGACUUGGGAGCUGGCAGCACUGCGGAGGAUGCUGCAGGAGUGGAAGACGGCCUGGGCACUCAUUAUUGAAUGGCAUCAUGAGACGGUGGAAAACCUAUUGCGGGGCAUAGUAAACAUGUAUGAUGACAUGAGGGUCCAGGCCAUCGUCACAUGUGCUACUGCUGCUUUGGAAAGGCCCCGGAUUGCCCCUGACAAGCAGGACUCAGAACCAGUUAUUCCAGACUUGCCAGAGGUCCUCCUGCCUGCUCUAGAGGCCGCUCUGUCUGACAAGAAUCCCAAUGUGAGGAUGGCAGCAGCAAUAUGCCAAUAUGCCAUACAGUCACAUAAUCCCACUGCCCGAGACAUCAUGCAGACUGCCCUUGUGAAGGGUAAUAGUGUGGACAGCUGGGCUGCAGCUCAGUGCUUGGCUCUGGAAGGCAUUGCCACGUACCCAGUGAUUAAAAGGAUCCUCCACCAGCUCUUUAAUAAGAAGAAUGAAGCCACUGAGGAACAGUCCUAUAUCCUCCUGAGCCAUCUCAGUGGAAAGACGACCCUGAUCCACACAAUGCUUGCUGUGGAGUUGAAUAGCAGGCAAUGGAAGGACCGCAUUAUGGCCUGCCGCGCUUUCUCCCGGAUCAGUGGAAACAUCUGCAUAGAUAUGAAACACAAACUAAUCCAGCUGAUGUGGAACGACUGGAACAAAGAAGUAAGACAAGCGGCUGCCAGAGCACUGGGGCAAAUGAACCUUGGGAAAGAGGUGCAUGACAUGAUCAGGAUUAAGCUGAGUCAAGGAAAUUCCCAGGAACGGAUUGAGGCCCUCUCCCUGAUCCGUGUGCUGAAGCUCAUGACAGCCAAGCUUCUCCCAAGCUUCCUGAGCUGCUUUUCUGAUGAGUUCAUAGCAAUUCGGCAGGCAGCUUGUUUGGCGGCAGGUGCCCUGCAGAUCUGUGACAAGAUGGUGCUUGAAUGCCUCCUGAAUCUGAUGCACAGAGAUCCCUACUGGAAAAUCAAGGCUUUCGCCAUUCGAGCUUUGGGACAGAUUGGGCAAGUGAGUCCCCAGCUGACAAAUCUUCUGCUCUGGGCUAUCCACUAUGAAGAAUCACCAGGUGUACGACUGGAAGCUUGCCGUAGCAUCCUAGCCCUCAAGCUUCAAGGAAACCAGGUCAGGGACACCUUUCUGGAUGUGCUACUCCUGGAGGAACACGAGGCUGUUCUUAAGGAAAUUUACCAGGCAAUGAUGGCACUCAACUUUGAAAUGGAAGGAAAUCAAGAAAUGCUUCAGGAAAUCAAGAACAAGAUUGAAACACUAAGUCAAAAGCACUUGCUGACGGAGAAAAUAUUGAAGAUGGAAGUGGCCAUAAAGAAUGUGAAGGAAAAAGCAAGACGUAUUUACUCAGAACCCAAGGAGGGCCAAAAACCACUGGAACUGCACACUUUCCUUGACGACAUUUUUGAGGAUGAAGAGGUUCCUCCUAGAAAAGGGUCCGAGCUUUGCGACACUGAAGCAGCCAUAAAGAGGGUGCUGCCCAAGAGCCCAAGUCCCUGGCUAAAGAGUCCUGUUGUACAACUCCCCACACAGAAAAGUUCCUCACCGUUUUUCAGAGAUCUACGGACUGCCCGGGAAAAAAGAAUCGAAAAGGGGCCCUUCGGAUCUGACCCAGAUCUUUCUAGCUGGGCAACUUACUGAGAAGAUUGUCUUUCAGCACCAGUGAAAGGUGGGGAGAAGUUGAUCCUAUCUAGGCUGAAUGCUUCUCUUGCGCUUAGAGUGUGGACAGGACACACUCUCUCUCUUCCAUUGAUACUGUACAAUGUCCUCACUAUG